AUGGUGCUCCCAAAGCCAGUGGAGGGCCUUGAACCCCUCCUGAUCAAGGAGGGCGACCUGGUGAUUGUUUAUGAGAGCUACACAUCCAUCAAUUCUGCAUACAUGGACAGCAAGGGGACCUACACCAGCCGCUUUGGCAACUUCCUCCACAAGGACUGGAUUGGCACGCCUUAUGGCGCCCGCGUGCGCAGCCGCCCGCCUGGCCGUGGCUGGGUGCAACUGCUCGCGCCGACACCGGAGCUGUGGACGCUGGUGCUGCGCCACCGCACUCAGAUCCUGUACAUUGUUGAUAUCGCCAUGGUGGUCACGUACCUGGACUUGCGACCCGGCUGCCUCGUGCUCGAGUCGGGCACCGGCAGCGCGAGCCUCACGCACUCGCUCGCGCGCGCAGUCGCGCCCACCGGCCGCGUGCGCAGCUUCGAGUUCCACGAGUUGCGCGCCAAGGAGGCCGCGGCCGAGCUGCUGCGCAACGGGCUGCCGCCGACGCUGGCGAGCGUGGUGAUGCGCAACAUAGAAGAGAAGGGGUUCCCUGUUGACGAGCUGGAGGGCACGGCUGAUGGCGUUUUUCUGGACCUGCCGGGACCCUGGAAGGUGGUGCAGUCGGCGGCCCAGUGCCUGAAGCCGAACGGGCGCUUCUGCUCCUUCAGCCCGUGCAUCGAACAGGUCCAGCGCACAUGCGAGGCGCUGGACGGUUGCGGCAUGACUGACAUCGUGACGUAUGAAGUGCUCCUGCGCAACUACGAGGUCUGCGAGGAGACGCUACUAGCGCAUGUGCUUAAUAAUGCGCCAGUCGCUGAUGGUGGCCCAGAAUUAGAGGCAGAGGCGGUGGCGGCUGGGGCAUCAAAGAAGCGUGGACGGGAAGACGGCAAGGAGCUGGGCAGCAACAAAGCUGUAGGGGUCAGCAGGGGCCCGGAGCAGCAGCAGCAGCAGCCGUCGCAACAGCAGUUGCAGGCUACUGCGGAGGGGAGCACAGCAUCGCUUGGCCAGCUACAGGAGCAGGGCCAGGUGCAGCAGCAGCAGCAACAGCAGCAGCAGCAGCAACAACAGCAGCAGCAGCAACAGCAGCAGCAGCAGCAACAGCAGGAGCAGCAGCAGCAACAGCAGCAGCAGCAGCAGCAGCAGCAACAGCAACAGCAGCAGCAACAGCAGCAGCAACAGCAGCAGCAACAGCAGCACUGGCAGCGGGGCCGGGACCACAUUGGCGACGGCGCCCCUUUGACGCCACCCAUCAAGAUGGUGGUCAGCAAGCCGUCCAUGGACGCACGCGGGCACACUGGUUACCUGACUUUUGCGCGGAAGUUCUUGUAA
Molecule: messenger RNA, 1308 nt
Organism: Monoraphidium neglectum
Lineage: Eukaryota; Viridiplantae; Chlorophyta; Chlorophyceae; Sphaeropleales; Selenastraceae
Product: tRNA (adenine-N1-)-methyltransferase
Exons: 3
Coding region: 1-1308 (435 amino acids)
Biological process (GO): tRNA methylation
Cellular component (GO): tRNA (m1A) methyltransferase complex; nucleus
Source: RefSeq, a predicted model, not a curated record